Molecule: messenger RNA, 6875 nt
Organism: Coregonus sp. 'balchen'
Lineage: Eukaryota; Metazoa; Chordata; Actinopteri; Salmoniformes; Salmonidae
Source: the annotation of a GenBank genome assembly
AUUCUUCGACAAGCAGCAGCUAGGUUCGAUGUUAUUUGACGCAAAGAAACACUCAAACAUGGGAUACGUUUAACCAUUGGGAUGCUUGAAUAUUUAAGUAUUUGUUUUAUACCGGUAAGGUCUUUAGAGAUUUGAGUUUUUUGUUGUUGUAAGAUUAACGGUAGAGAUAUCGCGGGUUGUCUUUUCUGUGUUCCCACAGUUCCUAUUUUCUGCCGCAGUCAGAUAUUUUCACCUUAGUUAGCCAGAUAGUUAGAUUUUAGCCAGGUAGCUACAUAAGUUACCUUCCUUGUAAAUUACCACAACACCCGAAGUAACGUUAGCUAGUUAUCUCCUUGCUGGCUAACCAUGCUACUAGUUACAAGCUAGCGUUAGUUAUAUUGUCAGGCAGUACGGAUUUGAGUUGAUCUGUCGUUGAGGUUAAAGCAACGAGUUUAUAGCCAUCUGUUGUGUUUGUGUAGUUGUUGAUAGCUAAGUAACGUUAUUAGUGUUGGCAAGCUACUGAAGCUAGCUAGCUAACUAGCUAAUGUGUAGCCAAAUGCUAUCUAGCUAAAUAGCUUCCGACUGUCUGACAGUGUAUGAUUGCUAGGCAGUGGUUGAUUGGUCAAAUAAGCUUGACACCUUGCUACCUAGCCACCGUCGUUCGCAGAUAUCACAUCAACAGGCGAAUCUUGUAACCAAUUUAUGUUUCACGUUGGUCAGAGGGCUUGAGUUGGUGCCAGGCUGUGGAAAUCAGAGAAGGGAGGGGGUGGGUGAGAGAGUAGUGAAACGCACACAGUGUUCUUUGUGCCAGGGGUUUGGCCCAGUCUCCUCCAGCAAAGCGCAACACUAACUGCCCAGUCGGCUCUGUUCAGAGCUGCUUCAGAGCCAUGACAACUCAAAGGGAUGUCGAUAUGGUGAGUAUUCAUUGCAACCCAACACAAUCCUUAGUUACUGCAUAAGAUCCAAUGCUGUGCGUGUCUAAUAUUGACAUGGUUACAGUGCAUGUGAUGUUUUCCAUGUCAGAAUGUAUUUGGAGGCUAGUUUAGGAUCAGGGAUUAAUCAAACAGCUGCUGUUUCUGUAAUCACCAUCUGUCAAACUACAUUUUGAGAUUGCCCCACAUUUUUUGUAGAGGUGAGCCUUAAAGGCCCAGUGCAGUCAAACGUGAUUUUCCUCUGUUUUAUAAACAUUUCCACACUGAGGUUGGAAUAAUACUGUGAAAAUUAUAAUGCACUUUUAGUGUAAUAGCUGUUUUUCAGACUGCCUGAAAUGUCAGCAUGUUUCGGUGGGAGGGAGUUUUGGCCUUCCAUGGUGACGUCACCAUGCAGUAAAUUAGUUAAUAGAUCAAUCGAGUUCCAAACCUCUCUGCCGAUAACAGCUAAUUUUCAGUUUUCCCCCCUCCACUCAAAACAUUCCCAGACAGUUCUAGCGAAUUUCUUGCUUGAGAAAUUGUCCUUUGCUAAGAAGCUAUUUUAGUUUAUUUUUGACCAUUUUUUUACAUUCAAAACAAUCACAGCAAGCUCCUUAAUUGUUACCCAGAAAUGAUUUGAUAUUGAGAUAUAAAUGGCUGCAUUGGACCUUUUAACUGAUUUGUUUCCGAUCCCCAAAUCACAGCUCUACCCCCUUGGAUAUUGUUAAUCUCCAAACAAACCCAUAUGACCGGUGUUAAGACCAUUUACAUUUACGUCAUUUAGCAGACGCUCUUAUCCAGAGCGACUUACAAAUUGGUGCAUUCACCUUAUAGCCAGUGGGAUAACCACUUUACAAUUUAUUUAUUUUUUUGUCCAUGGCACUGUUGUGUUAAGGCAGGAAUGGAGAGGAGAUUGUAUCUAGGAACUGAGGAGAAUCAGUCAAAUUGAAAUCACAAUCUCAAAUCAAUGCAAAAGCUAGUAGGCUACUCUGGACUACCUGUGCUAUUGUACUGAUGCCAGCUUGUGGUGUUUUGGAGUCUGUCUACUUUUGUGUAUUUGGUAGAAUCCCUCAUUGUCACAUUUCUGUUCUCAAUGCACACAUGUUGCUGACCUUUUAUCUUACUUCAAAUCUGAGUUUUUGAAGUGCAUGUUUGUUUGUCUCUUGAUUGGCUAGUCUUAACAGGAUAUCCUUGAUGGAUAACAAAACAAAAACAAAAAAUUCUCACUAAGGGCGACUGGGCAGAUUCUAGUUUUGUUUGGUUGCAGAUAAAAGGGACGGGGGGGGGUAAAGCUUGUUAAUGAUGACAUGGGUAUGUAACCACACACGGAGAGGUUAUGCAGUUCUUAGGGGGGAGGGAAUGGGACUUCCUCUGCUUAGGGGGGUUGGCGUGUUUGUAAACGGAUCAGUGUAGGACAAUCCAGACAUCACACCUGGUGGCACACACUUGGUUCUGGCUUCCCUGAUUACCAACGAAGAAAGUUUAGGGUUAAAUGAACACAUUUUAAUAUCUGUUAAUGGAACUUUGAUAUUGGUCUCCAAACUAUAAUAGUGUUGGUAGGCCUAAUGGUUGGAACGCCAUGAUUUCCCAGCCAUUUGUUGGAUUCUGGUGGAAUACCAAUAUCUACUUUGGUGAAUUAUUUAUUUACGUGAGGCAGUGGUUGUGUGUGUGCAGCGUGUUACAAUCUGUCAGCUGAUGGCGAGGUGGAGACCGUGUGGCUUCCGGCCAUAAUGAUGCUUCCGAGCUUUUUUCCCUACCAGAGGUUCUGACCUGGGGCUGCUGCCACCACAGGAGGGAAGGCUUUGAGCCUGGGUCUCCUCCUGUGCAGGAGCUGCUGUGUAUGCUUAAGACUACUUACUGGUAGCGGAUGUUUUAUGAGUGUAGAAUUGAUGAGUUGGUAAUAGAUGCCAUUUACAUAGCCUACAUGGAGCAUCUGACAGGAAACCUCAGGGUUGCACUACCUCAUUCUACUUAAUGUGCAAUUGUUAUUUUUCAUAUUGCCCUAUAGGAUUUCAAUUUUCAUGUGACUUAUAUGUACAAUGAUUUCUCAGAAAUAAUCAGUUGGUGGUUUUAUUCAUCAUUUGAUUCAUUAUUCUCGGUGGCAUUUGGGAUUUGACUCAAUUCAGUGGACCAACUGCCUUACCUUGUUCAUUUGUCCUCCCCUUUCUCAGUUUGGUUUUCAAUGAGAGCGUUUAUUCCCAGCCAAACUUUGCACACAGCAUGUGGAUGAUGUAAUCGUUAAACCAAGGAGCGAUUUGAAAUCCAAGAAUUAAAAAAAAUGCAAUUACCCAAGUCUCCUAAAAAGUAAACCACUACCUUCCUUUUGGAUUCUGUAAAUGACUAAUAAAGAUGAAAUGGUCUCUGUUUGUUUUAGGAGCCUUUUUAAGGCUUUAGGGAAACAUGUCAUAAGGUUCUAGUACGAUUAGGGUAAUAUCAUGUCAAACACAUUUUCACCCAAAAAUUUUUUCGAUGGGUUCAUUUAGUGGACUGGGUGGGUACAUACACCACUACCCCCCAGGGUUACGCAUUGGCAAUAUAAAUGUGAUAAUGUGGCCCAGGGCUGUCUGGGACACCUGGGGUUAUCACAUUAGGCUGACAGCCCGGAGAGAGGAGCUGCUCCCUGCCUCAAGCCACUGAAGGCCCACUGUUCUCCCCCCUCCACCCCAUCACCCCCCAGCUCCACCCUUAUCUAUGCCUUGUCCUACUAUAGGGGCUCACUACACAACGAGCUCAGUCCUCUCUGAAGGAAGCAGCCCAGUGAAAGGGGCUGAGAUCUGCACCAGAGAAAUCUAAUUAGAUAGGAAUGCCAAUUUCGGUGCAGGCUUCCGAAGGUCAUCUCAUGUCAUUCGAGGUGAGAGAAAACGGAAGGAUUCCAUGUGAUUAGGCUAAGCUACAUGCUUCUCAUUGCUCGAUGGGGCGGAAAUGUAGACUUUAUUAUACUGGAAUUUUGUGGGAUUUCUGUGGAGCAUGUGUAGGAUUAAUAAGAUGUUUUGUUUGGGCCAUUCCAGGUGAACCUGCGUCUUAUCCUGGUCAGUGGGAAGACACAAGACUUCAUCUUCUCCCCCAACGACUCGGCCAUGGACAUCGCCAAGCACGUCUUUGAUAACUGGCCCUUGGGUGAGUUUUUGUGCAUGUUGGGAGGUGGACCAGGAAACAACCACGUCACUGUCUUGUUUUACAGUGGGGGAAAAAAGUAUUUAGUCAGCCACCAAUUGUGCAAGUUCUCCCACUUAAAAAGAUGAGAGGCUUGUAAUUUUCAUCAUAGGUACACGUCAACUAUGACAGACAAAAUGAGAGAAAAAAAUCCAGAAAAUCACAUUGUAGGAUUUUUAAUGAAUUUAUUUGCAAAUGAUGGUGGAAAAUAAGUAUUUGGUCAAUAACAAAAGUUUCUCAAUACUUUGUUAUAUACCCUUUGUUGGCAAUGACACAGGUCAAACGUUUUAUGUAAGUCUUCACAAGGUUUUCACACACUUGCUGGUAUUUUGGCCCAUUCCUCCAUGCAGAUCUCCUCUAGAGCAGUGAUGUUUUGGGGCUGUCACUGGGCAACACGGACUUUCAACUCCCUCCAAAGAUUUUCUAUGGGGUUGAGAUCUGGAGACUGGCUAGGCCACUCCAGGACCUUGAAAUGCUUCUUACGAAGCCACUCCUUCGUUGCCCGGGUGGUGUGUUUGGGAUCAUUGUCAUGCUGAAAGACCCAGCCACGUUUAAUCUUCAAUGCCCUUGCUGAUGGAAGGAGGUUUUCACUCAAAAUCUCACGAUACAUGGCCCCAUUCAUUCUUUCCUUUACACGGAUCAGUCAUCCUGGUCCCUUUGCAGAAAAACAGCCCCAAAGCAUGAUGUUUCCACCCCCAUGCUUCACAGUAGGUAUGGUGUUCUUUGGAUGCAACUCAGCAUUCUUUGUCCUCCAAACACGACGAGUUGAGUGUUUACCAAAAAGUUCUAUUUUGGUUUCAUCUGACCAUAUGACAUUCUCCCAAUCCUCUUCUGGAUCAUCCAAAUGCGCUCUAGCAAACUUCAGACGGGCCUGGACAUGUACUGGCUUAAGCAGGGGGACACGUCUGGCACUGCAGGAUUUGAGUCCCUGGCGGCGUAGUGUGUUACUGAUGGUAGGCUGUGUUACUUUGGUCCCAGCUCUCUGCAGGUCAUUCACUAGGUCCCCCCGUGUGGUUCUGGGAUUUUUGCUCACCGUUCUUGUGAUCAUUUUGACCCCACGGGGUGAGAUCUUGCGUGGAGCCCCAGAUCGAGGGAGAUUAUCAGUGGUCUUGUAUGUCUUCCAUUUCCUAAUAAUUGCUCCCACAGUUGAUUUCUUCAAACCAAGCCGCUUACCUAUUGCAGAUUCAGUCUUCCCAGCCUGGUGCAGGUCUACAAUUUUGUUUCUGGUGUCCUUUGACAGCUCUUUGGUCUUGUCCAUAGUGGAGUUUGGAGUGUGACUGUUUGAGGUUGUGGACAGGUGUAUUUUUAUACUGAUAACAAGUUCAAACAGGUGCCAUUAAUACAGGUAACGAGUGGAGGACAGAGGAGCCUCUUAAAGAAGAAGUUACAGGUCUGUGAGAGCCAGAAAUCUUGCUUGUUUGUAGGUGACCAAAUACUUAUUUUCCACCAUAAUUUGCAAAUAAAUUCAUUAAAAAUCCUACAAUGUGAUUUUCUGGAGAGAAAAAAAUCUCAAUUUGUCUGUCAUAGUUGAUGUGUACCUAUGAUGAAAAUUAAGUGGGAGAACUUAAACAAUUGGUGGCUGACUAAAUACUUUUUUCCCCCACUGUAUAUUGAGUUGUAUUGCAGAAUUAAUCAGGUCACUUCAACUUUCUGAAUUAUUCUUUCUGUGUCUGAUUUAGAAACUAUAAUGGGCAUACUUCUGUUUCUUGUCAUGAAGACCACUUUGAAGUCCUUUACUGUUAUUCUAGGAACAGCUGUGUUGGACAAUGCCUUGUGUCAUAACACUUUAUUCCAUCUUCAAACCCCUGAUGAUGGCAGUAAUGUUUGUGUGGGUUCAACCACUGCAGGAAGUGUCUGUCUGAAUGUCUGGCGCUAGUGAUAGACCUUUCCCCCUGUGCUUCUGAGUGUUGCUGUAAUGUUGUCUCAUUGCUCCAUCAGGAUGGGAGGAGGAGCAGGUGAGCAGCGCCAGCAUCCUACGCCUCAUCUUCCAGGGACGGUUCCUGCAUGGCAACGUCACCCUGGGAGGUACUGGAUGGACCCUCUUAUACAAUCACACACCACCAUUCUACAUGUCUGAAAUUCACUAGUGAAUACUGUGAUUGAAUGACCUGUAUCCUUUGAAAUUCAGUAUGUUUUUUGAAAAAGCUAGAGUCGAUGUCUGUGCCCCCGUGGACAUCAAAUUAGCAUAAUAAAAACAUCCAACUGUUUUAAGUAAGAUAUAUUUGGUAUUUUGCAUGGGCUGUGUCUCAAUCCACCGCAUCCGUCAACGGUGGCCUUAGACUCUAGAGGUUUACCCGUGCCACAGUUAAGGACAUUCACUCUAAUUAAUGAAUCUUCAAAUAUGGAGAAUGGGCAUUCUGAACAUGUUUAGUAAUACCGUAAUUAAAGGAGGAUUAUCUUGUGAUUAUAUAUUCUGCAUAUUAAUUGUUCAUUGUGUCUCUGUCCUUUUGUUUUCUAAGCUUUAAAGCUGCCCCCUGGCCGAACAACUGUCAUGCACUUGGUUGCCAGAGAGACCCUGCCAGAGCCUAACUCCCAUGGUGAGAACCUCUCUCUGUCUGUUUCUGUCUCCUCUCAUCUCAAGGAGGUCAACCCAUCCCAUCACCUAGCUGUCAGGGACAAUGUUGAGCUGUAAUUUCUACAGCUUUAGGCCUUAUUGUCCCUUUAAACCGGAAAGUCUUAUGAUAUUUGCUCUCAAGUUGUCGCAUUGCAGUUGUCUCACCUCAAGUUUCUUUCUGUUGUCCUGGUCUUUGUAGGUCAGCGUAACAGGGAGAAGACCACGGAGAGCAACUGCUGUCUGCUCUUGUAAAGACAACAACAAUCAUCCCCUUCCUUAAC